Daphnia pulex (common water flea) is the source of this 2686-nucleotide messenger RNA. It is a transcript of the gene Vps51, whose product is annotated as vacuolar protein sorting-associated protein 51 homolog. The record is from RefSeq and is a predicted model, not a curated record. The coding region runs from base 261 to 2588 and encodes 775 amino acids. Gene Ontology annotation, biological process: endocytic recycling; Golgi organization; Golgi vesicle transport. Gene Ontology annotation, cellular component: membrane; EARP complex; GARP complex. Lineage: Eukaryota; Metazoa; Arthropoda; Branchiopoda; Diplostraca; Daphniidae. The transcript has 13 exons.
GCUAAUCAGCCAGCAGCUCUCUGCAGACUGCAUAUCCAAAACCUAAAGCAAGCCGGCCUGUCAUAAUUUCUUACCUGUUAUUUUUAUGCCUUGGGUUGGCGGUUUGAGACUUGAAGCGUUAAGACAUUCUGACAUCAGCUCGCGAAACGUCAAAAACUUACAUUAACGCUAUCCAAUCCCCAACCAUUCGAUUUGCAGUUACAACUAAAGAAAUGUAUGUGCGGUAUGUGUAAUCACUAAUCAGUUGGUGAACAGUGCCAAUGAAAAACGUCAAAAUGAGUAAAGAACUAAAUGAAAACGAUAAAAGAAAAAGAAACAAUCUUCUUUCUCAAUACUAUGGGAUAACAGAAGAAAAGGAUGUAGAAAACCUUUUUGACGUGGAUGGAAAGCACUUUAAUGCUGAUGCCUAUGUUGACAAACUGGUUCAGGAAACCAGCUUAAAGCAACUUAUAGAUAAAGAACAGGAACUUGUUCGUGAAAUUCAAUCACUUGAUUCAGAAAUGCAAACUUUGGUUUAUGAAAAUUAUAAUAAAUUUAUCCUUGCCACUGAUACCAUCCGCCAAAUGAAAAGUGAUUUCAAAACUAUGGAAGAUGAAAUGGAGAAGUUAGUUCAAGACAUGUCUCAUAUUGCAACAUUUGCCAACAAUAUAUCUUCAAAUUUACAGGAUCGGCGCCAACAAAUAACAAAGCUUUCAAACAUUCACGAACUGCUAAAAAAUUUGCAAUUUUUGUUUGAUCUUCCCAACAAGCUGAAAACAUGUGUAGAAGAAAAGAAUUAUUCAUUGGCUGUUAAGUAUUAUGCAAAAUCUGAGCAAGUUCUUCAAGAUUUUGGAGAUCAUCCUUCUUUUAGUGGAAUCCAAUCAGAUUGCAAAGAAAUUGUUGAAACACUCAGGAAAUGCCUAAAGGUGCAAUUCAGCAGAGCUGAGGUAACUUCCCAGGAACUAGAAGAAUCUGCAUCUCUUUUAUGCAAACUAGGUGAAUCUUCCACUGACCUUGCAAGAGAAUUUCUUGAAAUCAAUAAAGUGAGGUUAGAAAAAGAUUUGGAAGAUCUAUCCUCAUAUGUGUGGUCUGGUGAAAAUAAUGGAGAAGUGGUCCUCAUAUUCAUUGAAAAAUGCUGCAAUACAGCAUUGAAUAACGUUGCUCUUACCAUUGCAACCUUCAACAACAUUUUCCCUUCAACCAUAUCGAAACAUAAUGAGGGGAUGAAUAGCAUGGCCACGGAUGUUAUUAAUCAACUUUGCCCAAUAGUGGAAAGUAAAAUUGUCGAAAUCAUCGGAUUCGAGAUAAGUGAAGCCUGCUGUUUGUCAGUAGUUGCGGCUUUGGAUAAAUUUCAUCGUCGUCUAUUGGCCGUUCAGCGACUAUUACUGGUGGAUAAGCAAUGGAGCUUCACUCUCAUUACUGAAAUUGCUCGAAUAAUUUCACAUCGAACAGCCGACGCUCUUGUUAUCAAAUGGACAAGUGAACUACAAGGCUGGCGUGAUUCCUGGAAUAACGAUAAUCAGCCACACGGUUCGGUCAAAUUUAUUGAAGGGGCUCUCGUGGAACACAUUCAUCGUGCUUUUGUUGCUCUAACGGCCUUUGUAGGAAAUCACGUUACUUUUUCUCAAGAUUCUCAAUUCCGUCAGACAUUUGGUCGACGUUACGUACGGGAAGAAGUAUUAGUACAGUCGUUGAGUAAACUUUCCACUAUGUUAGCAAAUCUGAGCAACGUAACGGGGAAAGAUAGCGCGUCUCCGACUCUAAUUCUUGUCCUCUCUCGGGUGGCAAUCGAUUUUAGUCAAAAUUUGGCUCAAUCCUUGGUAAUUGAAUUGAAUUCAAACAAAAUAUCUCUUCAGAAUUUUAACGUAAAUUUGUGUGAUUUGCAGUUGUCUUUAAUAGAGGAACAGUUUGACAUUCCAGUCGGUUUUCAAGGAGACCAUCUGACUCCGAUAUCUGUUAUAACUCUCGACUUCAAACAAACUUCACAGUCGCUUUUGCAAAGUUAUGUUCAAAGUGAAAGUCACGUUCUCGUUCAGAUGAUUCGUAAGUCGAUGGAUUCUCGCGAUUGGUUAACCGCUAGUGAACCUCGUGGCGUUAGACCUGUCAUCAAGCGUGUGUUGGAAGAGAUAAGUCGAGUAGAUUCCCAUGCAGCUCAACUGUACGAAGAAGGAUCAAGAAAAGAAAGGAGCUCAGAUUCUUCCCGCCGAACACAUCACAGUAGCUCCAGAAUGCAACAAAAAUCAUCUUGGUCAUCAUUGGGUCCUUCUCAGCUGGACUCUUCAUUACUGAAUAAUAUACAGAAAUUAUUUUCUGAACGAAUUGAUUUGUCGGGAACCGUUGAGCCCAAUAAAGGAUCUGUCGUCAUGGCCAUUAUUAAAAUCUGCCUUAAGGGAUUCUUGGAAUGUGUUCGUCUAAAGACAUUUGGAAAGUAUGGCAUUCAGCAAAUUCAAGUAGAUUGCUACUACUUGCAACUUUUCUUGUGGCGAUUCACCUUCGAUGAGAAUUUGGUUCACAGUUUGCUGGACGAAAUUUUGUCGAGUGCAGUCCAACGCUGCUUGGAACCUGUAUUGAUGGAGCCGGGCGUUGUGGAGCUCAUCUGUGAACGUUAGAAGAGUAAUUUAACAAUUUCGUUUGUUUUCAAAUCUUAUAAAUAUAUUUCUGGUUUUCACCAAUUAUGUCUGAAUACACUGUGUAUUUCUAUCCUCAA